AGCCCCGAUCCCAAGAUGGCAGCGCCCAGCAAGAGGACUGGCGUUGGCGGCGGCGGCGCGGGCUGUUGGGUCGCGCUGUUCCUGGCGGCCGUGGCGCUGAGGCCGGCGGGCGCUGUGUCCGAGCCCACGACGGUGGCGUUCGACGUGCGGCCCGGCGGCGUCGAGCACUCCUUCUCCCAGAACGUGGGCCCGGGGGACAAAUUCACGUGCACGUUCACCUACGCAUCAGGCGGCACCAACGAGCAAUGGCAGAUGAGCCUGGGGACCAGCGAAGACCACCAACACUUCACCUGCACCAUCUGGAGGCCACAGGGGAAAUCAUACUUGUACUUCACCCAAUUCAAGGCUGAGGUGCGAGGUGCCGAGAUUGAGUACGCCAUGGCCUACUCCAAGGCUGCAUUUGAGCGAGAAAGCGAUGUUCCCCUGAAAAGCGAGGAAUUCCAAGUGACCAAGACAGCAGUGGCUCACAGACCUGGGGCCUUCAAGGCCGAGUUGUCCAAACUGGUGAUCGUCGCCAAGGAGGCCCACGGCGAGCUGUGACUGGCCCCCAGUCAAGGUGGCAUUGCGUCUCCACUGCUGAAGAAGCCCAGGCCUCCCUCGGAGCGCUGGCACCCAACCGCUUCUCUAGGAGCCUCGGUUCUCCAGACAGCCGAUUUGCCAAGUGUGCAGAGCCCUGCCACUGCCAUGCCUUCUGAACUCCCGCCUUUUUCUUACCUGCAGCGAUGAUGGGGCACCUGGAGGGCGGGGACCAAGGGGCCUCUCACUUUUCUCAAGCCAGCGUCUCCCUGGGACCCAGCCAGGUCUGGACAGCUGCCGUUCUCCCUCAAGCCCGGCCAGUGCUCCUGGCCCCCAGGACCAGUUUCUUACCAUUUACCCAGAGACCUUCUUUCUGAUGAACUGGGAAGAGAGGGAAUGUUCUUUCAUAUUUAAAUAAAUAAAAAACAACUGGAGAC
Messenger RNA from Castor canadensis (American beaver), 953 nucleotides. It is a transcript of the gene Mydgf, whose product is annotated as myeloid derived growth factor. NCBI's taxonomy places the organism in Eukaryota, Metazoa, Chordata, Mammalia, Rodentia, Castoridae. The record is from RefSeq and is a predicted model, not a curated record. Gene Ontology annotation, biological process: positive regulation of endothelial cell proliferation; positive regulation of angiogenesis.